Sapajus apella (tufted capuchin) is the source of this 5037-nucleotide messenger RNA. It is a transcript of the gene TRAK2, whose product is annotated as trafficking kinesin protein 2. Gene Ontology annotation, biological process: anterograde axonal transport of mitochondrion; neurogenesis. Lineage: Eukaryota; Metazoa; Chordata; Mammalia; Primates; Cebidae. Bases 1554 to 4301 code for a protein of 915 amino acids. The record is from RefSeq and is a predicted model, not a curated record. Gene Ontology annotation, molecular function: GABA receptor binding. Gene Ontology annotation, cellular component: dendrite. The transcript is spliced from 16 exons.
AGACCCUGUCUCAAAUUUAAAAAAAGAAAAACAAAUCAAGACUGUCUUAUGAAUGUGAGAUUGAAGUUUGCCUGUUUGAGGUUUACUUUUAGUAUUAUUGAGCUAUCUUAUUUCCUUUAACUAAACUACAUAUGACCAUCACUCAAUUAUUUUUGACUCCCAAAUAACAAGUUUGCUUUCUUAUUCAGAUUUUUAAGCCAAUCAUGACCAUUUAUAGAAACAGCGAAUUUGAAAAUGGGUGAUGGGAGCAAGGCAUAAAACUAGGAAUGUAUAAAUAUUAGCCAAUGCUGUAUUAAGCAUUUCUAUGUAUCUCCUAUCUCCUUUGAUACUGUCACUCUGAGACGUCAAGCAAAAGAUAGAAUUCCAGUCCAGAAGUAUAGUUUGAAAACAUGUUGCUAUUGCUUAUUCAGUUGCUUAUCCAAUUUCUUGAGUUUGGUGUCCUUUCAGUCUUUUAUUCUGUAAUCCAAAAGUAUCAUGAUUUGGGGGUAUAAAUCUACAGGACAGAAAGUCUUUGCCAUGGUAGAUUAACUUUCUUAUAAAUUUUUUGAAACUCUUCUUCUUAAAACUUGUAACUUAUGAACCUUGUGGAUAGGGACAAAGUAUACUCCAGAGCAAGGGAUUCAGCUCUGCCAAUCACCAACAGAUGAAUAUUUUCAACUUGGCCAUUAUUAUUAUUUAUAGCAUGUUUGUUUUAUAUGUGCAUAGUUUUGAGGUAUUCUACAUUAUAAAUCCUAUUUUGUCCCUAAAAGCAAUGCUAGUGAUUUAUUAAUGGGCACAAAGGUAGAAAUACAGUAGUGUAAAAUUUGAAAGUGAGAAACUUUAUACAGAUUAUAUAUGUCAUUGGACAAUAAGAAUGAUUAUGAAGGGCAGUCCCAUAUGUGAUGAAAGAUGUACCUAUGCAGUUUGACAGCAGCCAGAGGUGAAGAAAUGUGACUGACUGAAAUGGUUUUGGCAGAGGAUUGGUGUUAAAGUGGAAUUCCUGUUUAGUGAAAGGUGAAGGUUAAGAAUUCAAGAACUUAGAAACUAAGCAUGGUGAAUGAAAGUGCUGCUGUGGAAACUUAUCAAAAACUGCAGAUGGCACCAUGGGUUCAAGGCCUUCUCUAAUCUGCAGGUGAAGCUCUGAUAAGGAUUCCUUAGCUGCCAAAGGUUAACUCCCUUCUCCUGUUGGUGAAGAUUGUGUCAGGGAGGGGUUGCCUCUUCGGAAGAUAUUCAUUAUAAACAAACAGGGCAGUUCUUAAAAUGCCUAAAACAUGUCAACUAGGAGGAAAUACUGACCCCAUAAGCCUAAAUCUCAUGCAUGGUUUUGGAUGUUUAAACUAAUGGAUUUAGCAGCCCUUUGGAAUCCAGCCUGUUUGUCAUGACCGUCCAAGAUAUGAUAAUCACAUGAGAGUGCUCAUUGCUACAGAUGUCAUUUGACUCAUCGGAGAAAAUCUGUCUAAAAGAAAAUACCCAUGUGACCAAAUCCAUUUCAUUAUUGAAUGGCUUGAUGGAUUUCCUUUACUCUGAUUCAUACCAAAGCUGUCCUUCUCAACCAAAGCAAGAAAGGAUCCUGCAUGAGUCAAUCCCAGAAUGCAAUUUUUAUAUCACCAACAGGUGAAGAAAACCUCAUGAAUAGCAAUCACAGAGACUCAGAGAGCAUCACUGAUGUCUGCUCCAAUGAGGAUCUCCCUGAAGUUGAGCUGGUGAAUCUGCUAGAAGAACAACUACCACAAUACAGGCUAAAAGUAGACACUCUCUUUCUAUAUGAAAAUCAAGACUGGACUCAGUCUCCACACCAGCCGGAACAUGCAUCUGAUGCCCUCUCUCCAGUCCUUGCUGAAGAGACUUUCCGUUACAUGAUUCUAGGCACAGACAGGGUGGAGCAGAUGACCAAAACUUACAAUGACAUCGACAUGGUUACACAUCUCCUGGCAGAGAGGGAUCGUGAUCUGGAACUCGCUGCUCGAAUUGGACAAGCUCUGUUAAAGAGGAACCAUGUCUUAUCUGAGCAGAAUGAAUCCCUGGAGGAACAAUUGGGACAAGCCUUUGAUCAAGUUAAUCAGCUGCAGCAUGAGCUAUCCAAGAAAGAUGAGUUACUUCGAAUCGUCUCCAUUGCUUCUGAAGAAAGUGAAACUGAUUCCAGCUGUUCUACACCUCUUCGGUUCAAUGAGUCCUUUAACUUAUCUCAAGGGUUGCUGCAGUUGGAAAUGCUGCAAGAAAAGCUCAAGGAACUGGAAGAAGAAAAUAUGGCUCUUCGAUCCAAGGCUUGUCACAUAAAGUCAGAAACUGUUACCUAUGAAGAAAAGGAACAACAGCUUGUCAGUGACUGUGUUAAAGAACUUCGUGAAACAAAUGCUCAGAUGUCCAGAAUGACUGAAGAAUUAUCAGGGAAGAGUGAUGAGUUGAUUCGAUACCAAGAAGAGAUUUCUUCUCUUUUGUCGCAGAUUGUAGAUCUUCAGCAUAAACUUAAAGAACAUGUGAUUGAGAAGGAAGAACUAAGACUUCACCUGCAAGCUUCCAAAGAUGCCCAAAGACAACUGACGAUGGAGCUGCACGAGUUACAGGACAGAAAUAUGGAGUGUCUAGGAAUGUUACAUGAAUCCCAAGAAGAAAUAAAGGAACUUCGUAGUAGAUCUGGCCCUGCUGCUCAUCUCUUCUUCUCCCAAUCAUAUGGAGCUUUUACUGGGGAAUCUUUGGCAGCUGAGAUUGAGGGGACUAUGCGUAAAAAGCUGAGCUUGGAUGAGGAAUCUUCUCUCUUUAAACAAAAAGCCCAACAGAAACGGGUAUUUGAUACCGUCAGGAUUGCCAAUGACACACGGGGCCGCUCUGUCUCGUUCCCAGCUCUGUUACCCAUUCCAGGCUCCAACCGUUCAAGUGUCAUCAUGACAGCAAAACCAUUUGAGUCUGGUUUACAGCAAACAGGGGACAAAUCACUCCUGAACCAGGGAAGCAGCUCAGAGGAGGUUGCAGGGAACUCCCGGAAGAUGGGCCAACCAGGACCCUCUGGAGAUAGUGAUUUGGCUACAGCACUGCAUCGCCUUAGCUUGCGUCGACAGAACUAUUUAAGUGAGAAGCAGUUCUUUGCUGAAGAAUGGCAGCGGAAGAUCCAGGUUCUGGCCGACCAGAAGGAAGGAGUUAGUGGUUCUGUAACCCCAACAGAGAGUUUUGCCUCUCUCUGCACCAACCAGUCAGAGAUCACAGACCUCAGCAGUGCCAGUUGCCUUCGGGGUUUUCUGCCAGAAAAAUUACAAAUUGUCAAGCCCCUUGAAGGAUCACAAACUCUGUAUCACUGGCAGCAGCUUGCUCAACCAAAUUUGGGAACCAUACUUGAUCCACGACCAGGUGUCAUUACAAAAGGCUUUACCCAAUUGCCCAGGGAUGCCAUUUAUCACAUCUCAGAUUUAGAAGAGGACGAAGAGGAGGGCAUUACUUUCCAGGUUCAGCAACCUCUUCAAGUGGAAGAGAAACUUUCAACAUCCAAGCCAGUAACAGGGAUCUUCCUACCACCCAUUACUUCAGCUGGUGGACCAGUUACAGUUGCAACUGCCAACCCAGGAAAGUGCCUGUCAUGCACAAACUCAACAUUCACUUUCACCACCUGUAGAAUAUUACAUCCCUCUGACAUCACUCAGGUUACCCCCAGCUCUGGGUUCCCUUCAUUAUCCUGUGGAAGUAGUGGUAGCAGUUCAUCCAACACGGCUGUAAAUUCUCCUGCCUUGUCCUAUAGACUCAGCAUUGGUGAGUCCAUCACCAACAGACGAGAUUCCACUACAACCUUCAGUAGCACCAGGAGCUUGGCCAAACUUCUGCAAGAGCGAGGCAUCUCUGCCAAAGUGUACCACAGCCCAGUUUCAGAGAACCCCGUCCUCCAGCCUCUCCCUAAAGCCCUGGCUAUCCCUUCCACACCACCAAAUUCACCAUCUCAGUCACCUUGCCCUUCUCCUUUGCCCUUUGAGCCUCGAGUGCAUCUCUCUGAAAAUUUUUUGGCCUCUCGACCAGCUGAGACAUUCCUCCAGGAGAUGUAUGGCUUGAGACCCUCCCGGAACCCCCCUGAUGUUGGCCAGUUGAAGAUGAACUUAGUGGACAGGCUGAAGAGACUGGGAAUAGCCAGAGUGGUCAAGACUUCUGGUGCCCAAGAGAAUGGAAGAUACCAGGAGGCAGAAAUUGGUCUUCAAAAACCAGAUUCUGCUGUUUAUUUAAAUUCAGGUAGCAGUUUAUUGGGUGGACUAAGGAGAAAUCAGAGUCUUCCAGUCAUAAUGGGUAGCUUUGCUGCCCCAGUUUGCACAUCCUCACCAAAAAUGGGUGUCCUGAAGGAGGACUGAGGCUCAGCAGUUAACUGACCUCUUAUACAAAUGAGCACAUGAGGAUAGCUAUACACUGAAACAUGUGAUCUGGUCUGACUUGAGAGAAAAGGAAUGUUGCACAAGGGUUGUGAAUGUGAGAAGGGGAAUGGAGGAAUUGAAGCAAAAUUGGGAUGAGCCCUAAUGGAUGAAGUCUGGCAAAUUGGAAGUAUAAAUGAAUGGGCCAAGAGUGUUGAGAGGCAGGAAAGAAAGGUUUAAUAUACUCCUUCAGUUGAGUUUUCUUGUCUUGAAAAUAAAAAGUGAAUAAUAAAGAAAUUCACUAAUCCUAAAACAUACAGAGAUACUGAACUUGCUGGCACAUUUACUUCUGGUAAGCAUAAAGCAGAGAGAACCCAGGUUGGAAGAAUGAGAUGAGAAAAGGAGCAGUUAUGUUACUUAUAGAAAGCCGCUCUGAAGGGUUGGUGGGGUAAGCUCAGUGUGUUACCAAAACAAUAGUGAGAUGGCUUAUACAUUUCCCCCGUUAAUGUCUGGCUAAAUUACGCAUCUAUCAAAUGAUAUGCUCACAGCAUUAGCAAAAUCAGGAGUUUCAUCUUUUUUAUUGAAUCACAGGUGGAGACUCCUAUUUUCCUUUCUGCUUUCAGGCCUUUGAGCCCCUAGGAGCCCAAAUACCGCUCAAUUAUUUUGUAUUUAUGUUUAAUAAAAGUUCAUUUUUUUAAAUUGGUAUUUUUAUAUAACCUCCAAAAAAAAAAAAAAAAAA